AUGGCUCUACGACUGCUGGAGGACAGGAACCAUUACGUUACUGCCCAAGACGUUUACAACCUACUGUUGCUCGGAUGCCACACUGGCCGGACGGAUUGCUUGAAGCACGUUUUACCUUAUUUGGGAUGGUGCAUGCUGUUCCCCAACUGCCCUGUGGCCGCAUCUGGCGACUCAACGUGUGCCAUCAGCGAGGCCGGACAGCUUGUUUGCUUCGGCAGAAACCAGGCUGCUGUGCCUCCCGUCGGAUUCAAUCAGCAUGGUCAGUGCGACGUGCCUCGCGACCUCGGUCCGGUGGUGGCCGUGGCAGCCGGAUGGAGACACACUUGUGCUGUGAAGGCGAGUGGCGAGCUGGUUUGCUUCGGAUACAAUCAGCAUGGUCAGUGCGAUGUGCCUCGCGACCUCGGUCCGGUGGUGGCCGUGGCUGCCGGAGAAGCACACACCUGUGCCGCGAAGGCGAGUGGCGAGCUGGUUUGCUUCGGAGACAAUCUAGUUGGUCAGUGCGUUGUGCCUCCCGACCUCGGUCCGGUGGUUGCCGUGGCUGCCGGAGAAGCUCACACCUGUGCCGUGAAGGCGAGUGGCGAGCUGGUUUGCUUCGGAAACAAUAACCAUGGUCAGUGCGACGUGCCACCAGGCUUCAAGGUUCGGCUUGCCCCACACGCCAUCCGACCAUCCAUCUCCGAUCCAACGCAGGAGGUGCUGCAGCCGGUGCAUCACAGCGAGCCACCCGCCGACAUCUCGGAAGAGGAGGGUGCGGCCAUCGUGGCGGAGCAGGAGGCAUCAUGGAUUGAGCACAACAUCGGUUCCGGCUGGCAUGGCAACGACUUGCAGUCGCAUGUGCCUGCUGGACUCACUCGGGUGGUGCAUUUGACAUUGAGCCGCUCGCAUCGCCAGUUGGACGCAGAUCUGGAGCAUUCGCCGACCUUGCGCCCAUGUCGGCAGGCGCUGCAGGAGGAAGGAUUGGGCUGGCGCUUGCAGCCUUCCGGCGCCAAGAUCUUCAUGGAGCCUGUCUGCUUCCGAGCCAUCCGCAGCCAUCUGUCCACCAUGCGGCUGAGGCCCUGCGACAUUUUCGUCGCAGAAAACCUGGAAGCAGAAGUCAUGCGCGUGAUCUGUUCACUCCCGUACAGCCUUGGCGUGGUCCCAAGAAGCUCCCAGAACAUCGCCUUCGCUGACUCGGACGGGGAAGUGGUUUUGGUCAGCCGCUCGUUCUUGAACAUUCCGGCGACGAUGCUCCGCAAUCCGGCCUCCGUGGCGCAAUCCAGCACCGAGGCACAGACGCGAGAGGGAUACCACCGGUCCUACCGCGGCACGAACCCGCGCAGAUUCCAAGUGCGGUGA
This is a messenger RNA of Symbiodinium sp. CCMP2456, 1335 nucleotides long. The record is from the annotation of a GenBank genome assembly. NCBI's taxonomy places the organism in Eukaryota, Dinophyceae, Suessiales, Symbiodiniaceae.